AUGUGGCACUCAAACUGCGAAGCACGUUUUUGUAGUUCAAAGUCGUCCUAUCUAUUUGAGAGGUUAGUUAAAAAUAUUGUUUUUUAAUACUAUUGUAUCAAGAAAACAAUUUAGGAUAAUUUCAACAAGCCUUUGCUCAUUGAAAAACAUUUCUAGCUUCAAUUAUUUUAAAUUCAUUAAUGGUUAACCUAUCAAUCCUGGUUUUGGGUGCCUAUAUAUCAUUCUUCAGUUUUGUCGUCAGUGAUUGUCGAGUCCACUGUUUGCAAUGUAGCCAGACGUCUCCGCUCCUCAUGACCGCCACCCUAGGGGAGCAGCGCUCCAGCGGACAACCGCCGAACUAAUGCCAGCUGAUUGUGGUCAGCGGCUACCGCCGUCAGUCAGUUGCCGUUCGAACGUCGAGCAGUGCGGACGUGUUUUCGGAUGUGCUCUGCGCCCACCGACGAACUUAACAUAACCUCAACGUAGAUUUGGUUUUCUGAGGAGGAUUUUGUAGUGAAAAUGUCGGAAACCGAAAAAGUGCCCCCGCCGGACGGUGGAGUCCGCGCAUGGUCGGUGAUGGUGGCCAGUUUCCUCUGCAAUGGAGUGAUCUUCGGCCUGAUCAACAGCUACAGUGUGGUAUAUGUGGAGUUGCAGCGGAGACUCACCGAAGCCGGGGUGGAGGAUGCUUCGUCUAAAGCUUCCCUUGUUGGAUCACUGACGAUAGGGACGACGUUCUUCCUGUCUCCUGUGGCUGGCAUAUUGACUGACAAGAUAGGAAUAAGAGUUACUACGUUUAUUGGAGGAUUGAUGGCCGCACUUGGACUAUUUGCUGCGUCUUUCUCCUACGAAAAGGUUACCUCUCUGUACCUAACCUAUGGUGUUCUGUUUGGCGUAGGCUCUUCCCUGGCCUACACGCCAUCUCUAGUCAUUUUGGGUCACUAUUUCCAAAGAUAUAUGGGUGUUGUGAAUGGAUUCGUCACUGCAGGCAGCUCAACCUUCACUAUGCUCAUGCCUUAUCUAAUUGAUGCGCUUUUAACUAAUUUUGGACUAGGAGUUUGUUUAAGGUGUUUAUCGUUGUUUAUGUGCUUCAUUAUGUUGAGCUCGUUGUUAUUCAAACCAAUUACGGCUGAUGAUACGCAGCUGAAGAAGAAGGAGUUCAAGUCGUUGAUAAACAAGAGCAUCUGGAUGAAUCGGAGAUAUGUUUAUUGGGCGGUUAUCAUUCCUAUGGCUCUUUUCGGUUAUUUUGUUCCUUAUGUACAUAUGGUAAAGUUUGUUGAAGAUUACUUCCCUGGCCACGAUGGUAAAAAUCUAGUCUUCUGUAUUGGCGUCACAUCCGGUCUGGGGCGGUUAAUAUUUGGAAAGAUAGCUGAUUAUCCCAGGAUUAACAGGGUAUAUCUACAACAGUUGUCGUUCUUCCUGAUCGGGUCGGUGACAAUGCUGAUGGUGGUGUGCCCGAGCUUCUCGCUGCUGGUGGUGUGUGUGCUGACGAUGGGUCUGUUCGACGGCUGCUUCAUCUCACUGCUCGGUCCGAUUGCCUUCGACUUGUGCGGCCAUGAUGGCGCCGGCCAGGCCAUCGGCUUCCUGCUCGGCUUCUGCUCGUUUCCGCUCACCAUCGGCCCGCCCAUUGCUGGCCUGAUCUACGACCACACCAAGUCGUACAGCAUUCCGUUCUUCCUGGCGGGCAUUCCGCCAAUCCUGGGCGCGGCGCUACUCUUCAUGGUCAGCUGUUCGACGUCACGCAACGGCAACGACACAGCGACGACAUCUGCACGGCACGACGACGACACAGCCACCUCGCAACUCAUCCACCAGCAAAAUGGCGGCCUCACCAACGGUCAUACACGCCAGCCAGUCAUCGCAUCCUCAGAGACAGAAAGAUGAGCCCAUUUAUAGUUAUUCUUCCUAUUUUAAGAACUUCCUAUUACUAGCUUAAGUUGUGUAAUAUGUGAAAAUGAGUGUUUUAUGUUUUAAUUUAUUUUUAAAUAUUGAGAACAUAGUUGAGGAGUUAACGAUUUUGACUUUUCCAAUUUGAGGUGUGGUCAAUGUUUUUGUAGUCUUACCUGCUACAGUUUGAACCGCACCAUGAUCGUGAAUUUCCAAAUUUUCAAUUCUUAUUAAUGUCUGCUUUCAAUAUGAAGGUUAUAGAUGUAAUGAAGCUAUAGUGAGGUCCACGUUAUAUUGACAGUGUUUGAUUAGCAAUGGUAUUGCUAUCCUUGUUUAUCAUUCAACAAAGAGGAUAGUGUAUCUCUUUCUCGCUUUGCUCUGUUGCCAGAUCGGCUUUCAACAAUGUAGAAUUGAUAAUUAAUUAACAAAAUAUUUCAUCUCAAUUAUGAAAAUUCAUUAUGAAAUAAUUAAAAAAUAUUAAUUCAUCGCUUAAUAAAAUAAUUUAUUAUUUUAAACAAGAAUGAACAAUUAAUAUUACAUUAAUAAACCUGUAUCAGCUACCGUCAAGAAGGCAUUGACAGGACAGUGAGGAUCGGCAACGUUGUUCUCCUAUCUUUCUCCACUGCCAUUAUAACGUGGAUCUCAUUAAAGUAUCAGACUGCUAGUGACCAUAAAAAUAAGAUGGCAAAAUUUCAAAUGAGUUUUCUGUCCAGUGCCACAAUACAGUUAAACUGCUACCUAUUGAAGCACAUUGCUCUACAAUUUUACAAUUUUUGUUCAUUAAUUUUUAUGAUUAUAGGAAUAGAGUCUGGAAGUUUUAGGUUUGCUGCUUUAAUGCUACUUCAUAUAUAGAAAAAGUUCUUCCGAAACUAAUGACAAUGACUGUGCCCGUAUUAUUGGGACAAUUAAAAUGUGUUUUGUGUAAAAGCAAAGGCUAGUCGCCAUGAAGACAAUGUUAGAAUGUAGAAUGUGCAGAUUUCCUCAAUAUUUUGAGAAACCCGUCAAUCGGGUGAUAAAUAUUGAAUAAUUGAAACUAAUGGUGUUGUACCUCCACUUGGUUCCCUGACAGAACUACUUGGGUUAUUGUGCUCGAUUGAUAAAAACAACCGUUAAUCUGGUAGAAAAUUUUUGAAUAAUUGUAACAAAUGGUGAAAAAGCUCCUUUUGGCUUCUUGACAGAACUAUUUGGACUAGAUAGAUAAGUUUCUAGACAGAAAAUUUUAAUAUAGCAUUCUUUUGUUCAUCGAUUCGCGUUGCACAAGUUAUAAAAGUUCAUACAAGUUAUAAAAUUGAAAACAUCAUUAUAGUUUUAGAUAUGGCAGAAUGUAGCAGGUAAGGUCUCAAAAAUUGAAAUAGGUAUUUUAAACUAUUGCGAAAUGUAGUUCCACAAAAACAACGAAUUUUCCUAAAAAUUGAUAUUUUUCCCUGAACCGAAUGUGCUAAUUAUUGAUAUUUUUCAACUCUAGUGAAACGGUAGUUCUAGUUUUUAUUAUUAUUCUACUUUGUUAUUGAGGAGUCAAUCAAAUAUAUUAGGUACUAAUGCGAGAGAAUGCAGUAUUCAUCCUCGAGUUUACAUUAGCAUAUUUUAUUAAUUAUUCUCAAUUAAAUAUAGUUUACAAUUGAGAAUAGUAUUUACUGGUGAGAAUAAUAGAAAUCAAAAUUUCCUCAAGUUUACCUGAUGAAAAAUCUGUAGAAUAAAAAAGUAUUUAAAAUAAUAAGAUAUUAAUUUGUUGGAUGUGUUAUGGACAAAAUUUAUCUGUUUAUUUUUAAAUAUUUGUUUAGCGCACCUCAAUUCAUUGAAUGAACCAUUACCCCAUUCAAGAUCACAGAUUAUCAUUGGAAUUGAAAUAAGUGGAAAAAGUAGUAUUUUGGCCAAUACGGAAAACCAAAUCACUUGAAGUAAUCCAACUUCAAUUCUGUCUAAUUUCAAAGUUUUGUUGGAAAAUGUUUGCUUUCGUGAGAAACUGAAUAUUCUAUGGUAUUUAUUUCCUUGCAACAAUAUCUAGAUAUAGCUGUCUCAAUCCAAAUGAGAUUUAUGAUUGUUUAAUGGGAUAUGAGUUCUUGAAAUGCUUGAGCUUCAAUGAAUCAAUGGCAAUUUUACAUGAAAAACCAGGAUUUCACAAUGGUUUUGAAUAAAAAAAUUAUUUAUCGAUAUCCUUCCACAUAUCAUAGCAUAGCGUCCUUCAUUAGCAUAGCGGUUUUAAAAGUCACAACAAAAUCAAAAUUUUAAUUAUUAAAUUUUAUAAUAUUAUUAUUGUAGGUUUUUCAAAUUACGUUUUCAUUGUCAAAAAUAUAAACAUCCAUCAUUGUAAUGUACAGUGCUUUAUAUUUAUCACAAUGAGUAUCCUACCUCUUUGAGAUUUUUUAAUUUUAUUUUAUAAGUAACAUCAUGUUAUUGUAACCAUCAUCUUGUUAGUUCUGUUUAUCACUAUGACACUUGUAUUUUUCACCUUUUGAAAAUACUUCUUCCAUUGUCAUCCAUUUAUUAUUUUGUAACACGUGCCUUUCUAGAUUAGUGUCAUCCAUGAUCACCAUGAAUCAAAAUAUUUUUGUAUUGAUCAAUAUUUUAAAAUACUUCCUCAUAACACAAAAACACAAUU
Nilaparvata lugens (brown planthopper) is the source of this 4462-nucleotide messenger RNA. It is a transcript of the gene kar, whose product is annotated as monocarboxylate transporter 10. Gene Ontology annotation, biological process: transmembrane transport. The transcript has 9 exons. Gene Ontology annotation, molecular function: monocarboxylic acid transmembrane transporter activity. Bases 499 to 1860 code for a protein of 453 amino acids. NCBI's taxonomy places the organism in Eukaryota, Metazoa, Arthropoda, Insecta, Hemiptera, Delphacidae. The record is from RefSeq and is a predicted model, not a curated record.